Messenger RNA from Symphalangus syndactylus (siamang), 4263 nucleotides. RefSeq names its product cyclin B3 (gene CCNB3). NCBI's taxonomy places the organism in Eukaryota, Metazoa, Chordata, Mammalia, Primates, Hylobatidae. The record is from RefSeq and is a predicted model, not a curated record. Gene Ontology annotation, biological process: mitotic cell cycle phase transition. Gene Ontology annotation, molecular function: cyclin-dependent protein serine/threonine kinase regulator activity.
UCUGGAGAUAGAAGAGAAAUUCCCUGAGAAAAAGAAAAGUAGAAAGUUUCCGAUUGGUAGAGAACUUUCUGCUAAUAGCUUUUGUUCCAGUCCAUCUGUGGCUUGUUAAAGGUGUCUGGAACUGGAUUACGGUUUCUUCUGAUUGAACGCAGCCUUUGAAUGCUGCCUGGCCUAUCACGAAUACAUCCCUGUCUUGGACAAGACGCAGCUGAAUCUAAGAGAUGCUACUGCCACUACCACCCCAGAGCUCCAAACCUGUGCCUAAGAAAUCUCAGUCCAGCAAAAUUGUGCCCAGUCAUCAUGACCCAUCUGAAAAGACAGGGGAGAAUUGCCAAACGAAGAUAUCUCCAUCUUCACUUCAGGAGUCUCCAUCUUCACUUCAGGGAGCACUCAAAAAGAGAUCAGCUUUUGAAGAUCUCACUAAUGCUUCUCAAUGUCAACCUGUCCAGCCCAAGAAAGAAGCCAAUAAAGAGUUUGUAAAAGAUGUUUCCAAGAAGAUAAACAGGAACACGUGUGCUCUUGGACUGGCCAAAAAGAAUAAGCGGAAUCUAAAAUCGCAUAAGCUGGAAGUCACACCAGUAGUAGCCUCUACUACCGUGGUACCAAACAUUAUGGAGAAACCACUCAUUCUAGACAUAUCCACCACCUCCAAAACACCCAACACUGAGGAGGCAUCUCUCUUCAGAAAGCCAUUAGUUUUAAAGGAGGAACCCACUAUUGAGGACAAAACCCUUAUCAAGAAGUCAUUAUCUUUAAAAAAGUGCUCAAAUGAUGGGGAGGUGUCCCUACUGGAAAAGCUGCAGCCUCUGCAGGAGGAGAGUGACAGUGAUGAUGAGUUUGUUAUAGAGCCAAUGACUUUUAAGAAGACACAUAAAACUGAGGAGGCAGCCAUCACCAAGAAGACAUUAUCCUUAAAGAAGAAGAUGUGUGCAAGUCAGGGGAAGCAGUCCUGCCAGAAAGAGUCGUUGGCUGUGCAGGAUGUCAAUAUUGAAGAGGAUUCCUUCUUCAUGGAGUCAAUGAGUUUUAAGAAGAAGCCUAAAACUGAGGAGUCAAUCCCCACCCAUAAGCUAUCAUCUUUAAAGAAGAAAUGUACCAUUUAUGGGAAGAUAUGCCACUUUAAGAAGCCACCAGUAUUGCAGACAACCAUCUCUGGAGCAAUGUCCUCCAUUAAGAAGCCAUUGUCCUUUAAGAAGAAGCCUACCACUGAGAAGGAGACCCUUUUCCAAGAGCUAUCUGUAUUGCAAGAGAAGCGCACCACUGAGCAUGAGAUGUCCGUCUUGAAGAAAUCACUGGCCUUGCAGAAGACCAACUUUAAAGAGGAUUCCCUUGUUAAGGAGUCAUUAGCCUUUAAGAAUAAGCCUAGCACUGAGGAGGCAAUCAUGAUGCCACUAAUAUUAAAGGAGCAGUGCAUGACUGAGGGGAACAGGUCCCGCCUGAAGCCAUUAGUAAUGCAGGAGAUCACCUCUGGAGAGAAGUCGCUCAUUAUGAAGCCAUUGUCCAUUAAAGAAAAGCCAUCUACUGAGAAGGAGUCCUUUUCCCAGGAACCAUCUGCAUUGCAAGAGAAGCACACAACUCAGGAGGAGGUUUCCAUCUUAAAGGAGCCCUUGUCCUUGCUAAAGUCUCCAACUGAGGAGUCACUUUUUGAUGAGGCUUUGGCUUUUACAAAGAAGUGUACCAUUGAGGAGGCACCCCCCACCAAGAAGCCUUUAAAGAGGAAGCACGCCACUCAGGGGACAAUGUCCCACUUGAAGAAACCACUAGUAUUACAGACCACCUCUGGAGAAAAGUCACUUAUUAAGGAGCCACUGCCCUUUAAAGAAGAAAAAGUGUCUUUAAAGAAAAAGUGUACCACACAAGAGAUGGUGUCCAUCUGUCCAGAACUGUUGGACUUUCAGGAUAUGAUUGGUGAAGAUAAGAAUUCUUUCUUUAUGGCGCCAAUGUCAUUUAGGAAGAACCCUACAACUGAGGAGACAGUACUUACCAAGACAUCAUUGUCUUUACGGAAAAAGAAAAUUACUCAGGGGAAGAUGUCCCACUUAAAGAAGCCACUGGUCUUGCAGAAGACCACUUCCGAGGAGGAGUCAUUCUGUAAGAAGCUGUUGCCCUUUAAGAUGAAAUCUACAACUGAAGAAAAGUUCCUCUUCCAGGAACCAUCUGCAUUGAAAGAGAAGCAUACCACCUUGCAGGAAGUGUCCCUCUCAAAAGAGUCAUUGGCCAUCCAGGAGAAGGCUACCACUGAGGAGGAAUUUUCUCAGGAACUAUUUUCAUUGCAUGUUAAACAUACCAACAAAAGUGGGUCCCUCUUCCAGGAGGCUUUGGUCUUGAAAGAGAAGACUGAUACCGAAGAGGAUUCCUUGAAGAAGUUGUUGGCCUUGCAGGAGAAAAGCACCAUGGAAGAAGAGUCCCUUAUCAAGAAGCUAUUGGUUCUGAAGAGGGAGCUUUCUGCUGAGGCAGCCACAAACAUACAGAGACAAUUAUCUUUAAAGGAGCAGUCCACUGCUUGGGGAAAAGUGUUCCUCCUAAAGAAGCAGUUGGCUUUGAAUGAGACCAUCAAUGAAGAGCAGUUCCUUAAUAAGCAGCCACUGGCCUUGGAGGGGUAUCCCAGCGUUGAGGAGGGGGAGACCCUCUUCAAGAAGCUUUUGGCCAUGCAAGAGGAGCCCAGCAUUGAGAAGGAAGCUGUCUUCAAGGAGCCCACUAUUGACACAGAAGCUCACUUUAAGGAACCUUUGGCCUUGCAGGAGGAGUCCAGCACUGAGAAGGAGGCUGUCCUCAAGGAUCCCACUGUUGACACAGAAGCUCACUUUAAGGAAACUUUGGCCUUGCAGGAGAAGCCCAGCAUUGAGCAGGAGGCCCUCUUUAAGCAACACUCGGCUUUGUGGGAGAAUCCCAGCACUGAGAAGGAGACCAUCUUCAAGGAGUCUUUGGACUUGCAAGAGAAGCCCAGCAUUAAGAAAGAGACCCUCCUCAAAAAGCCAUUAGGCUUGAAGAUGUCUACCAUCAAUGAGGCAUUCCUCUUCAAAGAUAUGAUAGCUCUGAAUGAGAAACCCACCAAUGGGAAGGAGUUGUCCUUCAAGGAGCCAUUAGCCUUACAAGAGAGUCCCACCUACAAGGAAGACACCUUUCUCAAAACAUUCUUGGUCCCCCAAGUUGGAACCAGCCCAAAUGUGUCUAGCACUGCCCCUGAAUCCAUAACAGGCAAGUCCAGCAUUGCUACCAUGACCAGCGUGGGCAAAUCUGGUACCACCACCAAGUCCAGUGCAUGUGAAUCUGCUUCUGAUAAACCUUUCUCACCACAGGCCAAGGGAACAUCAAAGGAGCAGAUAACCCCACAGGAAGAUAUUGACGAGGACAGCAGUGAUCCAAGUUUCAACCCAAUGUAUGCCAAGGAAAUCUUCAGUUACAUGAAAGAAAGAGAGGAACAGUUUAUACUUACAAAUUACAUGAACAGGCAGAUUGAAAUCACCAGUGACAUGAGGGCCAUUCUUGUGGACUGGUUGGUGGAGGUUCAGGUGUCCUUUGAGAUGACCCAUGAGACCCUGUACUUGGCAGUGAAGCUGGUGGAUCUCUACCUAAUGAAGGCAGUAUGCAAGAAGGAUAAGUUACAACUCCUUGGUGCCACUGCCUUUAUGAUUGCAGCAAAAUUUGAGGAGCACAACCCACCUUGUGUGGAUGACUUUGUGUACAUCUGUGAUGAUAAUUACCAGCGAUAUGAGGUGCUCAACAUGGAAAUCGACAUCCUGAACGUCCUCAAAUUUGACAUUAACAUUCCCGUCGCCUAUCAUUUUCUGCGCAGAUAUGCUAGGUGUAUCCACACCAACAUGAAGACACUGACCUUGUCCCGCUACAUCUGCGAGAUGACCCUGCAGGAAUACAGCUAUGUCCAGGAGAAGGCUUCCAAGCUAGCUGCUGCCUCCUUACUCCUGGCCCUCUACAUGAAGAAGCUCGGAUACUGGGUUCCCUUCCUGGAGUAUUACAGUGGCUACAGUAUCUCUGAGCUUCACCCCUUGGUCAGACAGCUGAACAAACUGAUGACUUUCAGUUCUUACGAUAGUCUCAAGGCUGUAUAUUACAAGUAUUCUCACCCGGUCUUCUUUGAAGUCGCCAAAAUUCCCGCCUUGGAUAUGUUGAAGCUGGAGGAGAUUUUGAACUGUGAUUGUGAGGCUGAGGGCCUGGUACUUUAGUAGCAGCCACAGGGCUAAGCACGCAUGUUAACAGGGUAUAUUUAUUCUAUGUUUGAAUUUGUCUUUUGAUCGCUUUUAUUCA